CCUUCGAGUCACAAUCAUCAUUAUCAUCGUCAGCACACAGCCGCUUAAAGAGGGGUAACCCAGGGCUUGUCCGCUCCUCUAUCAAGGAGUUAAAUAUGGUCGUUGGCAACAAGCUCGAGGACCGGGCUGAGGACGCUGUCGAGGUAGCACCCUCCGCUGCAGCACCCGACGCUGGAGCGGCCAAAGCUGUGCAGCAGGACAGUGUUCCUGCCGAUGUGGAACAGGAAGCAGCGCGCCCACAAGAGACGAAGGUUGACAUAGAGCACCAACCUGUCCAGGACGACCCGAGAUUAUGGUCGCCAGGAUUCAAGUGGGCCCUCGUCGGCAUGCUCUCGGCGGGCGCCUUGAUCCCCACGAUGGCCGCCAACAUUUUCUUUCCUGCCAUCGAGGACCUGAAGCAGGACCUGCACGGAACCGAUUCCCUCGUCGCCCUCUCCGUGUCCCUCUAUAUCCUUGCUCAGGGCACUGUGCCGCUGCUCUGGUCGCCCAUAUCAGAGAUCGUCGGACGGAAGCCGUGCUUUCUCAUUGCCAUGUUCCUCUUCACCGUCUCCAUGGCCAUCAUUGCCGCCGCGACUAAGAACAUGGCCACGCUCAUCGUCUUCCGCGUCAUCGGCGCCAUGGGCAGCUCCGCCACCUUAUCGAUAGCCGCCGGCGCACUUGCCGAUCUCUACGAGCCCAGCGAGAGGGGCGUCAAGGUCGGCGUGUACUACUGUGCGCCUCUAAUCGGACCUGCUCUGGCUCCUAUCUUUGGUGGAGCAUUGACUGAGGCUGGCAGCUGGCGAUUGACAUUCUACUUCAUGACUGCUCUCGGUGGCGCCUCGUUUCUCACCUAUCUCUUCUUCCGCGAGACCUUCCGCGUCGAGCGGAGUCUGGCGUGGCAAAAGGCGCGCAAAGCCGCUCUUGAGCGGGCCGCCGCGGAAGAGAAAGCGGGAAUUGGCAAGGAAACGACAGGAGAGCAAAGCAGGGUGAAGGCAAAGGAUGCGAGGUGGAAGAGGUGGAAAGAGAGCAGAUUCGCAAAGGUCCUUAAGAAGGGCGUGAGGCUCGUCUGCAUGCCGUUCGAGGCGGUCCUGGCGUGGUGCGAGGGUGUGACUGCACGUUUCGCCGGCGUCAACGAGCAGGAGCAGGAACAGGAAGGAGGGUCGCUCGAGAGGGAGCAGACAUCUUCGAGCAAUGCUCAGACAUUCAUCGCAGGGCGCGAACAGACACCUUACAUUGCUCCCUCCUAUCAUGGGCCAGCACUCGAGGCGCUUCACACAUACACUCCAGGAGAGGAAAAAAGCGAGGCUGUCGCAUCGAGGGCGACGAGAGGGGAGGGAGCUGCACCGGUCAACAAGACCAAAAGCGCGCCCGUACACAGCCAGCGACGUCCAGCUCAGGGGUUACUGACCCGCAAGACGACAGGCAGGAGUGUCACAGGGCCCAAAGGCGAAGAGAUCAAGUUCAAGCCAACGCUUGCUGACGUAUCUCCCCUCGGCUCGGCCGGAGCCGUGCUCAAGCAGCCACACAACGUCGUCGCUCUCUUUUAUUCUGCUCUCGGAUUCGCAUCUCAAUACUCGCUGAGCUACACGGCGUCUCGAACGUUUUCUGCGGCGCCCUACAACUUCUCACCCAUCCUCGUCGGUCUCGUUCUCCUUGCGCUUGGCGUCGGCGGCGUCCUCGGCUCCAUCCUAGGCGGCCGCCUCUCGGACCUGUCGCUCGCGCGCGAAUCUGCCCGUCUGGGCGGCCGACGAGCUGCGCCCGAGCACCGCAUCCUCUCUGUUCGCUGGCCCAUGCUCCUGUGCCCACCUGCGUUUGUGGGCUACGCCUGGUCGGCCGAGUACAAGGUCCACGUCGCAGCGCCCGUCGUCUGCCUCAUCGUGCUAGGCUUCAGCUUCUUUUGGAUCUACAGCGCAACGCUUUCCUACAUUGUUGACUCCAACACGGGCAGGAGCAGCGGCGCCGUGGCGUGCAACAGCGCCUCGAGGGGCUUUUUGGCCUUUAUUGCGAGCGAAGUCGCUGGUCCGAUUCAGGAUGCCGUCGGCGACGGCGCCCUCUACACGGGCUGGGCCGUGCUCCUGACCUUUGGCCAGCUGGGCCUCCUCGUUGUGGGCUAUCGCGGCAUGGAUUGGAGGGACGAGGAUUGGAGAUGGCCGAAGCCGAGGGACAUUUGCAUGUGGAUUGCGACGUGCUGUCAUCGGGAGAAGGGGCAGACGAGACCCAAUGGCGUCGGCGAGAUUCGCCAAAAGAGAAAGGCAAGGGAAGAGCAGCAACAACAACAAUCAACGCAUACAUGAUGCGCACAUAUCCAACCAGUGUCAAAAUUGCUCCUCGUGUAAUAAUAUAGGCCAGGGCUACGGCAACUUUUAUCCACUUUCUGUUGUCUGGACACCAUCGGCUCAAGAUGAGGGCCAGUGAUUGGCUGCGAACUCUCGUACGUCGGCCGACAGCGCU
This is a messenger RNA of Acaromyces ingoldii, 2430 nucleotides long. Its product is annotated as MFS general substrate transporter. The record is from RefSeq and is a predicted model, not a curated record. The coding region runs from base 96 to 2273 and encodes 725 amino acids. The transcript is spliced from 4 exons. Gene Ontology annotation, biological process: transmembrane transport. Lineage: Eukaryota; Fungi; Basidiomycota; Exobasidiomycetes; Exobasidiales; Cryptobasidiaceae. Gene Ontology annotation, molecular function: transmembrane transporter activity.